Molecule: messenger RNA, 1012 nt
Organism: Cladophialophora immunda
Lineage: Eukaryota; Fungi; Ascomycota; Eurotiomycetes; Chaetothyriales; Herpotrichiellaceae
Exons: 2
Coding region: 374-838 (154 amino acids)
Source: RefSeq, a predicted model, not a curated record
UUUCGUCGACAUCACCCUGCAGCCAGCCGGCCAUCCCUGGGAAACGGCCGGUCAUCCUACACGAAUCGAUGGAGAGCCCCCUAUUUCUGGUAUCACCAUCCUACCUAUGGGCUUCGCUAGGCGGGGUCGAGGGGUAGGAGAUCCGGAUAAUAGGCUCGCGAGCACCCUGUACUUGUAGUGACUUGCCAACAGAUGCUAGUUAUGGUGUGACCAAAGCGCUCACAUCGAGUUCUUAACCCUUCUUGUCGCUCAACACAUCCUCGCCUUGGCCCUUAUAUACAUCUUCCAAAUCCAAAGUUGGUAUUCGUACGAUUAUCUUCGGCAACUCAUCGACCAAGACUGCCUCCCGGAAUCCUUGAAACGUAUUCCCGUCAUGUCGGUCAAGGAGCCAAGAUCCGCCUUUGACCGCAACCCUCAGUUACCGUCCUCGCGACCUGCGAGCAUUUUCUCGGCGCAAUCCAUCGAUACACUUGUCGCUGAUCAGAGCUACCGAGGCUUUCCAUCCGAGCAAGCAUACCUUGAUGCUCUCAAAGAAUGGGCACAAUCAAAAAUGUUCUACGAGUCCGAUGAACAACUACAAGGCUUCUACGGCACCAAAACUCUGGAUGACAUCCUGAUCAAACAGGGGACUACUCGGGGUGCGAAGAAGAGUGUUCGAGACCAGAGGAGGGCAACGGUGGCUCCUCAACUGCCCACUCUCGCCGAGCACAACGGCAGUGCGACAACCUUGUCGAGACAAAAUUCCGUUGCGCAGGGCGCAGACGCCACAGACGAGCGGCCGGAAGCCAAAGGCAGCAAAUUGAAACGAGUCUUCACACGGCGCAAGACCGUGGUAUGAGACAUUCCGGAUGUAAUGGCGCCUACGACAUGUUAUGUACUCUUACAGGGAUCUGCGCACUCGAUGGUGGAGCAGGUAUCACUCAUUACAACAGAGAAGGAAAGAACUGGGAUUCACGAAGUAUACGUCUAUGGGGCGAUUAUAUACAUAGCAUCACAUACUAUUGCGUUCCAC